GGCCGCUUCAGCUGACAUUCUGCAUGAUGGCGACAGGGGUUCAGAGCGGCGACCUCGACAAUGGCACUUCUAGCCGGCUCGAAGUCUCUAUCGACGGCCUCACCCUCAGCCCCGACCCGGAGGGAGAGCAGGGGCAGGUGGGCGAACCGGACCCCGAGCCUGCGGGACCGGAGCCCGACGCACCGGGUGCCGCCGGAGCGGAUGAUGGGGAGGAAGGCGAGACUGCCAAAUCAACGAUAGAGAAGAAAUGGGGCUUUCCCUUACAAGAGCUUUACGGAAUGGCCCUUAAAUUUUUUAAAGAUAAAGACGGCAAGGCCUUCCACCCGACCUACGAGGAGAAGCUUCGACUGGUGGCUCUGCACAAACAGGUGUUACUGGGCCCUUAUAACCCUGACGCCUCGCCGGAGGUGGGCUUUUUUGAUGUCCUGGGCAAUGACCGCAGGAAAGAGUGGGCGUCUCUGGGCAGUAUGGAGAAGGAGGAGGCCAUGGUGGAGUUCGUCAAGCUGCUUAACAAGUGCUGUAACCUCUUCGCACCCUAUGUCACCUCACACAAAAUCGAGAAGGAAGAGCAAGAGAGGAAACGGAGAGAGGAGGAGGAGCGUCAGCGGCGGGAAGAGGAGGAGAGGGAACGACAGAGGCAGGAGGAGGAGAGGCGGAGGCGCGAGGAAGAGGAGAGGUUGAAGAGGGAGGAAGAGGAAAGGAGGCAGGCCGAAGAGGAGAGGCUACGAGUUGAGCAGCAGAAACAACAGAUCAUGGCAGCGCUGAACGCCCAGACAGCAGUGCAGUUCCAGCAGUAUGCUGCACAGCAGUAUCCCAACAGCCCAGAGCAGCAGAUGGGCCUCAUCCGUCAGCUCCAGGAGCAGCACUACCAGCAGUACAUGCAGCAGCUCUACCAGGUCCAGCUGGCCCAGCAGCAGGCAGCCUUACAGAAGCAGCAAGAGGACGCAGUGGUGCAGGCCACCCUGGAGGCUAGCAGCUGCAGCAGCGGUGAACCUGGCCCUGCCUUGGUCUCGGCAGCAGCACCGUUAUGUGCAUCGUUGCCUCCCGCUGGCGAGGAAGUCCCCACAGUGAAUGGAGGCCAGUCGGACUCUUACUCAGAAAGCAUGGAGCGGGAGCCGGAACCCGAGCCAGCAGAGGAGGUCUCAGAGAAUGGGCCCUUACUAGCAGACUCCCCGCCGGUGAUAGCUGCUCCCUCCAUGUGGACGCGGCCGCAGAUUAAGGACUUCAAGGAGAAAAUCCGACAGGACGCAGACAGUGUGAUCACAGUGGGUCGUGGCGAGGUGGUGACUGUGCGCGUGCCCACCCACGAGGAAGGCUCCUACCUGUUCUGGGAGUUCGCCACCGACUACUAUGACAUCGGCUUCGGGGUCUUCUUCGAAUGGACGGACGCAGCCUCUGCCUCUGUCAGCGUGCACGUGUCGGAGUCCAGCGAUGAGGACGAGGAUGAUGAAGGUGACCCCCCUAGUGAGGAGGAGAAGGCCAAGAAGGAGGCAGGCAAGCCUCAGGUGGACGAGAUCGUGCCGGUGUACCGGCGGGACUGUCAUGAGGAGGUGUACGCCGGCAGCCACCAGUACCCCGGCCGCGGUGUCUACCUGCUCAAGUUUGACAACUCCUAUUCACUCUGGCGCUCCAAGAGUGUUUACUACAGAGUCUACUACACCAGAUAAGCCUGAACACAGACACAGGGGGAGCCAAGGAGUGUGUGUGUGUGUGUGUGUGUGUGUGUGUGUGUACGUGUGUAUGAGUGACUGGGUAAGUAAGUGUAUGCGUGUGAAGGAGAAGGUGAUUCCAGGUCUAUUCUGGACAAAAACCACCAGAGGGCGGCAAAGAGACACAUCUAGAGCCCUACAGCGGAGACUGGACUUCUAUAUAUGUAUGUGUGAAUGUAUGUAUGUGUUUGUCCCAGGAUACACCCAUGCUAGAGCCUGUCAUGAGCCCUUGGAAGGAGAGAGUGUAUCCCUAUAGUGUAUUCACCACCUGUCCUUGCUGCGCUCACAUAGAGACCAAACUGUAGGACUUUGCUCUCAUAAUUGUAUUUUACUACUUUUCACCCUGUGUUCUUCUGUGACACCAUAAUAACUCCCCCUGCCCGUAUUUUCCACUGUGGCCUUUCCGGCUGCUUCUGCCCUGAGUGAUGCUUUCAUAAUCUUGAGCUGAUGCCCAGUCAGUCCAGCGCAAGCUGAAGUUAUAGUGGUUUGUGUGUCCCACAAGAACAGAGAUACUCUAAUGUUGAAGAAUCGAAUAUUACAGAUGCACUACAGAACACUUUGCCUUUGCUCCACAGAGGCUCUGGGUGUCUGAGAGGCCUCGGUCACACACAAACACAUACAGAACACCAGUGUACACAAAGUUAGUCACCCUCCUAUUUGUAAAACAGUCACCCCACCUUCUCUUCUUUACCCGCUGUGCAUAUAUGCAAAUCUGAGAGGACUGCAUCUCUAGAAGCAGCCCUUUCUCUUACUAGUGGGCAGAAACCGUCUGUUUAUCUAGCACAUCUCACGCCUGAUGCAGUGCUCUCAGAUGGACUUAAAGGACCAUGCCGGUGAUUUUGCAUGUUUCUGGAAUGUAUAACCGUCACGUUUCUAUUUUUUUUCUCCCAAAGCAAGCAGUCGUAUUUCAGAAUUCUAUGAUUUUUCCUACUUUUAUCCAGUUUCCAUUCACUCCACUAUAAUAUGAAAAUGAACUUUUAGAGACUUCAAACUUUCUUCACACCAGUAUUCUAUUACCGCAAUGAAGUCGUCCACAUUAGUUUUCCUGAAAGCAGCAGCACUGUUGUGUUUUGCUGGCUGCUGAUUGAAUGGAGUGAAAUGGUCCCUCAGCCAGGAAACAGUCUCCAGAAAAAUGUUUGCUUUCCACAGCAAGUUAUCAAUUCUGUGUUUUAUGAAUGGUGAUGACGAUCUUAGCAACAGUAGCCGAACAUUACAAGGUGCCCCCUCUGGGUUUGCAGAAUGGCUUGUUGCAAUGUAAAAUGUAACGACAUUGUACUAAAUAGCCCAAACAUUCAAAAUCACUGGUAUGGUUAAUACCAAGUGCACAUUAGUAGGUUACUGGAGUUUACUGACAGAUUACGAAGGUUGGACAGUAUGGCAUUUUACAGUUUAGGGUGGGCUUCAGUGAAGUGUAAAGGAGAGAGUACACAAAAUAACAUGUACAUGGGAAAGUAUGACUUAGGGCCCUCUGGCCUUACAAAGUCAAGCAUUGCAGUUUGGGAUACAGGAUAAGAAAUAAGAUUGUGUCUGAAAACAGAAUUUACCAAUAAAUAUUUAUUUUUUCCCCUUUUUUCUUAGAAUAGAUAUCAUUUUUGUGUCUGUACAAUGCCAUUUCAGUUUAUUUCAUCUCCUUCUUGAGGGCUGUGCCUCUAGUUUUCCAUGUUUCCUACAUGAUCAUCAAGAGGCAGAGACUGAUCAUUAAGAGGAUGAUUGCAUCAAGUCAUCAACCCCCCAUCAGUUAUCAAGCUUUCAAAGAAGAGAGGCUGUUUGAAAGUAAUCUUGCCAGAGGUUCUGCUGUUAGUCACUGUGUGUGGUGUCUGUCAUUUGAGGGUCACGUCACUGUUACAUCUCUGCAGUUCUCAGACACUGAAACACUGUUAUCCAAAAUGCACAGUAUUGCUGUUCCCUUUUCUUUCUUCAUCAUAUACAGUUACUCAGUUUGACAUCAUAAAUAUGGUAUCGUGAAUAAACUGAGAUGACUUACUCGUGUCUUGGGUGACGUGGUUACUGACUAACUCUGUUGCGACAUCUAAGUGCAUAUAAAAGCUGGAUUUUCAACUUUUUUUUUUUUUUUUUUGGCUUUUUUUUUUUGGCUUUUUUUCCCCCUUUGCCACAGUUUUUUUUUUACAUUCUGUUCCCUCACCUCACAUUGCAUUUGCAUGCCUUGUGUGUCACUUGUCCAACAUCUACCACCUAUGUGCAUUGUCAGCAAUGCUGUAUGAACUGUAUCCUGUCUACUUGUGAAGGAUGGAUGUUGAAUGAGGUAUUGUUCUUGUUUUUUUGGGGUUUGGUUCUUUUCAGUGUGUGUGUCAGACAUUUGUGUUCACUUUAUCACACUGACUGAGCUGAUUAUUGUACAUUUUUGUUAUGUGUAUAUGCAACCUAAGUUUAAAGACAUAGGCUGAGUAACUUGCAUCUGAUCUCAAACCAAAUUAAUCCUCCAGUGUCCUGGCUGAGUGUCAGUCGGUUAAAGCAUAUGAAUCCUCUUAUUCAUACAAUGAUUUGUGUAACAAAACAUCACUACCUAUGGUAUAGCCAUGCCAUUAAGUUCAAGAAUUACCCACUAUUGUUUGAUGUGUGAUGUUCAUUUUUCUGAAGUACUUAUUGAUCACCAGUGGUGUUGAGAUGAUGUGUUCAAGCCUUGUAUGUAAAUAAUUCUAUAAAUGAGUUUAUGUAUGGGUUUCUAGAUGUGGAAGAAGGCCAUGGGUUUGAGAAUCAAUGCACUGUAAAGUAUGGUGAAUGAAAUAUAUGUACAUUUUACCCCAAAUGAAAGUCCAAAACUCUUUAGGAAAUGUAAAAGUGAAAAAACUCUAUUGACAUGACAGAAAAGCUCAUCUUUUUGUAUUGCUUUGACUUGUUUGGAUCUCUUAUGAGUUGGAAGAUCUUUUUGGGCUUAUAUUUAAUCUUGAUUAAACUUAUGUUCAUCUCUAGA
Myripristis murdjan (pinecone soldierfish) is the source of this 4641-nucleotide messenger RNA. RefSeq names its product acyl-Coenzyme A binding domain containing 3 (gene acbd3). The transcript has 8 exons. The coding region runs from base 24 to 1667 and encodes 547 amino acids. Gene Ontology annotation, molecular function: fatty-acyl-CoA binding. The record is from RefSeq and is a predicted model, not a curated record. Gene Ontology annotation, cellular component: Golgi membrane. Lineage: Eukaryota; Metazoa; Chordata; Actinopteri; Holocentriformes; Holocentridae.